CGUCCUGAGUUUCUUUCAGAGUGAAGCGCAGUCGGCCAGUUUGGGCAUCCGGGAUCACUGAGCUGCAGCAGCCGCGCAUAAAGGAGGGUGGGGGGCUGAGGGACAUCUACGAGUUGCUUCUGAUAUCCUAGAUUCAGGCCCUGUCUGAAGAUGAACGUCCUCAAAGACAACAAAGACUUGGCCUGUUUCUACACAACCAAACACUCCUGGAGGGGAAAGUACAAGCGUGUUUUCUCAGUGGGGACUCAUGGCAUCACCACAUACAAUCCCACCACGCUAGAAGUUACAAACCAGUGGCCUUAUGGAGAUAUUUGUGGCAUUGCUCCGGUGGGUAAAGGCCAGGGCACAGAGUUCAAUCUUACUUUCCGGAAGGGCAGUGGCAAGAAGUCAGAAACGCUCAAGUUUUCCACUGAGCAUAGGACAGAGUUGCUUACAGAAGCACUGAGAUUCAGAACAGACUUCUCAGAGGGAAAAAUCACUGGAAGACGCUAUAACUGCUAUAAGCAUCACUGGAGUGACACACGGAAGGCUGUGUGUUUAGAAGUGACGCCAGGGGGCAUUGAUCAGAUUGACCCCAACACCAACCGAGUCAUCUGUUCCUAUGACUACCGCUGCGUUGAGGGCUUCGCCGAGGUUUCCGACUACCAGGGCGGCUUCUGCAUCCUUUAUGGAGGCUUCAGUAGACUGCAUCUUUUUGCGUCAGAGCACCGUGAGGAGAUAAUUCGCAGUGUGACUGAGCAUGCUGCUAACUUCAUAGGGAUCACGUUGCGUCUCCGUAAGGAAAUUCUGACAUUCGAGGGCUUUCUUGGCGAGCGUCUGGGGAAGUACAGCACGGACGAAUGCAUCACCUCUCUAACAGAGUUUAUUGUGCAGAAGAUCACGCCACGUCAUGCGGAGCCUGUCAGGAGGAUUUUGGCCCUCACAGAGACAUGUCUGGUGGAGAGGGACCCCGCAUCCUACAAUAUAGUUACUGUUAAGCCUUUUGAAGAGGUAUUUGCUCUGAUCUGUGAUUCAGAGAAUCCUCAGGUGUUCACUAUCGAGUUCAUCCGAGGACAGAUACGAAAGUACUGCUCCACUGAAAGGGAUUCUCUGUUGGCAAGUCUGCUAGACAGUGUGAGGGCAUCUGGGAACAGGGAUGUGUGUGUUAAAAUGGCCCCCACUCAGAGAGGGCAGAGGUGGGGUCUGAUCAGCAUGCCUGUGGGCGAGGAGGUGGAGAGCUUACACCUCAGAUUCCUCGCUGCCCCACCUAAUUGUAAUUUUGCAGAUGCAGUGUUCCGAUUUAAUGCCAACAUCUCCUACAGUGGAGUGCUACAUGCCGUUACUCAGGAUGGUCUUUUCUCAGAGAACAAGGAGAAACUGAUCAACAAUGCCAUCCUCGCUCUCCUAUCUCAAGAUACUGAGCUGCCAGGACCCAAUGCAGAGCUGGAGGCCCAAUUUCAGGCUAUCAGACGUCUGGUGGCCUCCAAAGCUGGAUUCCAGGCCUUCACCCAGCUCCCAAGGUCUGGUCCCUUGGCUGGACUCGAACAUACAACGUUUAGGGAGAAGUUGGGUGUUAAAACAGUUAAAGCACUGAAGAGAAACAACAACGGUGUGACACAUGCUGCUAUAGACAUGCUCUGUGCUCUUAUGUGUCCGAUGCAUGAUGAUUAUGACCUGAGGCAGGAGCAGCUGAACAAAGCCUCUCUACUCUCCUCCAAAAAGUUUCUGGAAAACCUUCUGGAGAAGUUCAUUAGUAAUGUGGAGCAAGGCACAGGAGCAUUUGUGAUCAGCUCUCUGCUGGACUUCUUGACCUUUGCCCUAUGCGCCCCCUAUAGCGAGACGACCGAGGGACAGCAGUUUGACAUGCUUCUGGAGAUGGUGGCAUCUAACGGACGGACUCUUUUCAAACUUUUCCAGCAUCCUUCUAUGGCCAUCGUAAAAGGGGCGGGUCUGAUCAUGAAAGCCAUUAUUGAGGAAGGAGAUAAGGAGAUAUCCACUAAGAUGCAGGAGUUGGCCCUGAAUGAAGGAGCUUUGCCCAGACACCUCCACACCUCAAUGUUUACUAUCAGUGCUGACCAGAGGAUGCUCACCAACAGACAGUUAAGUCGUCAUCUAGUGGGUUUGUGGACUGCAGAAAACCCCAUUGCCUUGAACCUGCUCAAGAGAAUUCUGCCCACUGGUCUGUUGGCAUAUCUGGACAGCUCUGAUCCUGUGCCUGAGAAGGACGUUGACAGAAUGCACAUACGUGACAAUGUCAAGAUUGCCACAGACCAGUUUGGGAGAAAUAAAGUCCCUGAGUGGCAGCGUUUGGCAGGUAAAGCUGCUAAAGAGGUGGAGAAGUUUGCAAAAGAGAAGGCCGAUGUAGUGCUCAUGCACUGGAGAGACAAGAUGGGCAUCGCUCAGAAAGAGCAGGACAGGAAUAACCUGAACCCAAACCAAAAACCAGUCAUCCUGAGGAAGCGACGGCAGCGAAUCAAGAUUGAGGCCAACUGGGAGCUUUUCUACUACAAGUUUCAGUUGGAUCAUGCUCGCUCUAAUCUCAUCUGGAAUCUGAAGACUAGAGAGGAGCUGAGAGAUGCUCUUGAGGGAGAAAUGCGCUCCUUCAAUGUUGACCGGGAGCUGGGUAGUGCUAGUAUCAUCUCCUGGAACCACCAAGAGUUUGAGGUGAAGUACGAGUGCCUUUCUGAUGAGAUUAGAAUCGGGGAUUAUUACCUGCGUCUGCUUCUAGAGGAAGACGAGAAUGAUGAAUCUGGAGCUAUCAAGAGAUCGUAUGAGUUCUUUAAUGAGCUCUAUCAUCGGUUCCUGUUGACACCCAAAGUAGUCAUGAAGUGUUUGUGUCUUCAAGCUCUUACUAUAGUCUACGGGAAGUGCUGCGAGGAGAUUGGACCUUUUACUGACACCAAGUACAUUGUGGGCAUGUUAGACCGGUGUACAGACAAGCUAGAGAGAGACCGGCUCAUCCUCUUCCUCUACAAACUCAUUCUGAAUAAGAAAAAUGUCAAGGAUAUCCUGGACUCUAAUGGAGUCCGUAUUUUAGUGGAUCUGCUCACCCUUGCUCACCUGCACAUCAACAGAGCCACUGUACCACUGCAGAGUAACGUGCUAGAGGCAGCGCCGGACAUGAAGAGAGAGAGUGAGAAGGAGUGGUACUUCGGUAACGCAGAUAAAGAACGGAGAGGACCUUUCAGCUAUGAGGAGAUGCAGGAGUUCUGGAACUCAGGUACUCUGACGGCAAAAACGCGCUGCUGGGCUCAGGGCAUGGACGGCUGGCGCCCCCUGCAGGCAAUCCCACAGCUGAAGUGGUGCCUGCUGGCCAGCGGACAGGCCGUAAUGAAUGAGACUGACCUGGCCACACUCAUCCUCAACAUGCUUAUCACCAUGUGCUCCUACUUCCCUAGCCGGGACCAAGACAAUGCCAUUAUCAGGCCUUUACCAAAAGUGAAGAGACUCAUAAGUGACAACACCUGCCUGCCUCACAUUGUCCAGCUGCUUCUGACCUUUGACCCGAUCCUGGUGGAGAAAGUAGCAAAUCUGAUGUACCUUGUGAUGCAGGAUAACCCUAACCUGCAGCGGCUCUACCUCACUGGAGUCUUCUUCUUCAUUAUGAUGUACACCGGCUCCAACGUGCUGCCUGUUGCACGCUUCUUGAAGUACACUCAUCUGAAACAAGCCUUUAAAUCAGAGGAGGCUAAAGGUCUGGACAUUAUCCAGAGAAGCGUGUUGGGCCCAAUGUUACCGGAGGCCAUGGUGUGUUACUUGGAGAACUAUGAGGCUGAACGAUUCUCUGAGAUUUUCUUGGGAGAGUUUGAUACGCCUGAAGCCAUCUGGAGCAGUGAAAUGAGGCGUAUGAUGAUCGAGAAGAUUGCCGCUCACCUGGCAGAUUUCACUCCCCGUCUGAAGAGUAACACUCGUGCUCUUUAUCAGUACUGUCCCAUCCCUGUGGUCAACUUCCCUCAGCUGGAUAAUGAGCUCUUCUGCAACAUCUAUUACCUCCGACACCUGUGUGACUCCAUUCGCUUCCCCAACUGGCCAAUAAGAGAUCCUGUGAAGCUAUUGAAAGACACUCUGGAUGCAUGGAAGAGAGAGGUGGAGAAGAAGCCUCCCACUAUGUCUGUGGAUGAUGCCUAUGAGGUGCUGAACCUCCCUAAAGGACAGGGCCAGCAUGAAGAGAGUAAAAUAAGAAAAGCUUACUUCAGAUUGGCCCAAAAAUACCAUCCAGACAAGAAUCCAGAGGGCCGGGACAUGUUUGAGAAGGUGAAUAAAGCCUACGAGUUCUUGUGCACUAAAUCAGCACGUAUCAUAGAUGGCCCUGACCCUGAGAACAUCAUCUUGAUCCUCAAAGCCCAGAGCAUCCUCUUUAACAGACACAAACCAGAUUUGGAGCCUUAUAAAUAUGCUGGCUACCCCAUGCUAAUUAAGACCAUCACCAUGGAGACAGGUGAUGAGCAGCUCUUCUCCAAUACCUCACCAUUGUUACCGGCAGGUGCUGAACUUGCCUUCCACACUGUCAACUGUUCUGCCCUCAAUGCUGAGGAACUCCGCCGGGAGAAUGGCAUCGAGGUGCUGAUGGAGGCUCUGUCCCGCUGCGUGGCUGUACUUACGGCUUCCAGCAAACCAGAGGAUAUGGCAGUGCAGGUGUGCGGGCACAUCUGUAGGUGCUAUAGUGUAGCAGCUCAGUUUGAGGAAUGCAGAGAGAAAAUUGUUGAGCUUCCCAACAUUAUCAGAGAUGUUUGUCACAUUCUCUACUAUGGCAAGGGUUUGCCACGUUUGGCCUCAUUGGUUGUUCAGUGUGUGAGCUCCUUCGCCAUAGACUUCUUUCUCCAGACACACCUGUACCAAGCUGGGGCUCUGUGGCACCUACUAGUUAACCUUUUUAACUAUGACUACACUUUGGAGGAAAGUGGAGUCCAGGCCAAUCAGGAGACCAACCAGCAGGAGGUGGCCAACAGUCUGGCUAAGCUCAGCCUGGUGGCCCUCGGUCGGCUUGCGGGUUACACCUCUGCGGUCAGCCCAGACGAUGGCCCUGGAGGGGAGGUAAAUGGUGGAGGGACAGUGGGCCAUCCUCCAGAGAAUCCCGCCAUCAGAAAGAGUUUGGCAGCCAUGCUGACGCCCUACAUCUCCCGGAAACUGGGCAGUAAUUCACCUGCUGAGAUUCUGAAGUUGUUGAACAGCAACUCGGAAAACCCUUAUUUGAUCUGGAACAAUGGAACCAGAACUGAGCUAAUGGGGUUCCUAGAAGAACAGCAAGAGAGCAACGUCAAAAGAGGAGAGUGUGAUAAGAGUUUUGGAGCAGAGUUCUUGUUCAGUGAACAUGGGAAGGAGCUGAUUGUGGGAGAGAUCUUUGUUAGAGUUUACAACGAGCAGCCUACCUUUCCUCUGGAGUAUCCAAAAGCAUUCGCAUCUAGUCUGUUGGAUUAUGUUGGCUCCCAGGCUCAGUACCUGCACACUCUGCUAGCUAUGACUCAGACCAAUAAAGUAGAGUCCCAACAGCAUGCUCAGAGAUUGCGCUGGGCCGAAAUGGCUCUUGAAGCUCUCCGCAAUGUCAUAAAAAACAAUCCAGGCUCUGAGAUGGAGUGUAUUGGCCACUUUAAGCUUCUCUUCUCACUGCUGAGAGUUCACGGUGCCGGCAAAGUGCAGCAGCUUGCUUUGGAGGUUGUGAAUACUGUCACGUCAAACAAAGACUGCGUCAUUAACAUCGCAGAAUCUCUUGUUCUUCCCAAUCUGUUGGUGCUUCUACACUCUUUACCAUCCAGCAGACAGCUUGUGCUGGAGACACUCUAUGCACUGACUUCUAACACAAAGAUUGUAACGGAAGCCAUGAACAAAGGUGCACUGAUCUACCUUUUAGAUCUAUUCUGUAACUCCACCCACCCUCAGGUUCGCACCCAGACUGCAGAGCUCUUUUCAAAAAUGACCUCAGACAAGCUGGUGGGACCAAAGGUGCGUCUGACCCUGAUGCGUUUCUUACCGGCCGUUUUCAUGGACGCCAUGCGUGACAACCCAGAGGCCGCUGUGCACUUAUUUGAAGGGACGCAUGAGAACCCAGAGCUCAUCUGGAAUGACAGCUCGAGAGAGGCCGUCUCCACCACCGUCAGAGAGAUGAUGCUAGAGCAUUUUAAGCAACAGAAAGAUAAUCCUGAUGUCAGUUGGAAGCUGCCUGAGGACUUUUCAGUCCCAUAUGGAGCAGGGCAAGGAGAGCUGGAGGUUGGUGGAGUGUUUCUACGGAUCUUCAUUGCUCAGCCAGGCUGGGUUCUACGCAAACCGAGAGAGUUCCUGGUGUCUUUAAUGGACACGCUCACCACGCUAAUGGAGAGGAACAAUCCCAAUGGUGAGGCGCUUGAGACAGUAACCACAGCAGCAGUGUGCCUCUUCAGCACCCAGACACAGCUGGCCGAUCAGGUCCCUCCUCUCGGGCAUCUCCCUCGUGUCCUAUCGGCACUCAACCAUAGGAACAACGCUGUCCCUAAAAGUGCCAUCAGAGUCAUACACGUGCUCUCAGACAAUGAGCUUUGUGUGCGGUCCAUGGCAGCUUUAGAUACGAUUGGUCCGUUGAUGACUGGUAUGAAGGUGAGGGCUGAUAUGGCUGGACUUGCAUGCGAGGCGCUCAACCGCAUGUUCCAGCGAGAGCAGACUGAACUGGUUGCACAGGCUCUCCGAGUAGAGUUGGUGCCCUACCUCUUAAAGUUGUUAGAGGGAGUUGGCUUGGAGACUCUAGAAAACCCUUCAGCAACCAAAGCUCAGAUCGUCAAAGCCCUUAAAUCCAUGACCCGCAGCCUACAGUUUGGAGAACAGGUAAACGAAAUCCUCUCUCGUUCCACUGUGUGGAGUGCCUUCAAAGACCAGAAACAUGACCUCUUCAUCUCCGAUUCCCAGACUGCAGGCUACCUGACGGGUCCAGGAGUGGCAGGUUAUCUAACAGCAGGCACAAGCUCUACAGUAAUCCCAAGCGUCCCACCACCUGUAGAUAACGACAUUGGCGACCUGGGCUGAAUUACACAAACAGAAUAUCAGACGAACUCCACCUGGCUCUCUGGAGUGGUGGCAUCCUGAUCCUGAGGGAGAGAAUACAGGAUGAUGAAUAAAGAGAGAAGGAAAGAAAUGGAAGGGUAGUGAUUACAUCCUCUGUUGUUGGGUUUCCUGAAAAUGCUGUCACCAUGCUAUGAAAAUGUCCAGCAUCCUCCCUCACAGCACUCAUGGUCUUGUGAUUCCUUCAUUUUAAUACAAGUCAAUGCUUCCUUCUAUUUCAUGUUAUAUUCAUUUCCAUCUCAAGCUUUUAUGAUUUCUUUCCAAGGAGAGUAGAGUAAAAUAGUUUAAUUUUGUAUUGAGAGAUUUUUUUUAUUUUUUAUUUUGUAUUCAUUUUUGUUAUUUUUUUGUUUUGCCUGCCAUGUUGGCUCCAAUUCAUGGUCUCUUCUCCUCGUCUUCCUGGUUUCCCAUUCAGCCCAUUCUUCACUUACAUCUGUUGCCAUGUCAACAAAUUCUAGGUGUUGUUCAUUUUAUAAUUUGCAGCCUUUUCAAAAAAAAUCAUGAUUGCCCAUUUUUGUAUUUUUCUUUUAUUCUAAAGUACCCAAAGAGCUUGCUAACAUAAGGAAAGAUGAAGUUAAGAAGGAACCUGUUAAACUGUGAUUAUUUGUGCACAUGUGAGACCGCACUGGCUGCAAGCCUAUCCUUGUUUUCCUCAUCGGUCAUCUCUGUUUCAUGUCUGCUCGUCUCAUAUUCCUAUAUAAUAUGAUACGAGCAGACCUAUACUCCCAUAUUCCCCGGCACUCCACUCUUAUGUUGCUACCAACAAAAUAAUCUUCUUCAUUUUUUCUACCUUCCCCAGAAAGCACUAGACUAUUUAUGAAUAAAGACCAACUGAAAAUGAGCUUCUAAAAGAACAAAGGUCAAAUUGUACUGACUCUGAUUACAAAUAUAUGUGAAAGACUAGUGCAGUUGUGAAAUGUGAAAUGUAAUAUGCCGUACAUACACUUUCUAUAUUGAAUGUACAUUGAUAAAAAAAAAAACACAAAUCAGUUGCACUUGUACAUAAAAUUUUAAAAAUAAAAGGGAAUCUACAGUU
Molecule: messenger RNA, 8038 nt
Organism: Xyrauchen texanus (razorback sucker)
Lineage: Eukaryota; Metazoa; Chordata; Actinopteri; Cypriniformes; Catostomidae
Product: dnaJ homolog subfamily C member 13-like
Exons: 57
Coding region: 151-6969 (2272 amino acids)
Biological process (GO): regulation of early endosome to late endosome transport; endosome organization; receptor-mediated endocytosis
Cellular component (GO): endosome membrane
Source: RefSeq, a predicted model, not a curated record